Olea europaea var. sylvestris is the source of this 580-nucleotide messenger RNA. RefSeq lists its product as uncharacterized. The annotation marks the transcript as partial. The transcript has 3 exons. Lineage: Eukaryota; Viridiplantae; Streptophyta; Magnoliopsida; Lamiales; Oleaceae. The record is from RefSeq and is a predicted model, not a curated record.
GGAGAAGGAGAAGGAGAAGGUGAAGGUGAUCAUCAUUUUCCUGAAGGCGGGACAAUAAACUCCAAUCCGGCAAACAUUGUUGACAAAGCCCUCGAAUGUUUUCAUGAUAAGUAUAUUUACAGUCACUGCGACGAAGCUUACAGACUAAGCCAAAGUGGAGAAAUCAAUGUUCCACCCGAAUACACGGAGCAGUAUUGCAAAGGACCUUGCCUAAAAGAGACGCACCACGUGCUAGACUGUAUAGACGGCAUCAUGAAACACUUUGUAUUCUACAACAAGGCUACGCUAAGUGCAAUACGGGAAACUAUUAAGAUAGGAUGUAGCUAUGGUCCUAAACGAGGUGACUUCAAUGUGGCUGAGCACCUCGAAGCUGAAGAAGAUAGCGCGCGUCCAGCCUCUAAACCUGUCAUAUACGGGCUUCUGCUGAUGUUUAUGGCGUGGCGCGCAUUGUUUUAACCUUGCUUUGGUUGUCGUGUAUGAGAUCAAAUUAUUAUACGUGUUCUUUUUUGUACUUAUGUUGCUAUUACUUAUAAGUAAUUUAUGUAUAAGUUAAAAAUCUGGUUGCGCUUUUUAUUUUUUA